AUGGAAGUGGGAGUGGUGGAUCCUUACACAACAAAUCCAGGUCCAAUUGAUGGUUCAGUUUUAUAUGAUCAAGACAAGCAUGUAUCAACAGCAGUUUGGGAAGGGCAGGAGCGCGGUGCCCUCAGAUGUCACGAGCACACUUCAAAACUUGAUCAGUGGACACUUACACCGAAACAGGUUGAAUUGGUAGAGAAGGCUGGAUUUGGAUACUUAAGGUCAAUUCCAGCUAUUAGUCUAGACAAUCCACUGAUCUCUGCUCUAGUUGAAAGAUGGAGAAGAGAAACAAACACUUUUCACUUGAAUGUUGGUGAAAUGACAGUAACCCUUAAAGAUGUCGCGCUCUUGAUUGGGCUGGCAAUUGACGGGGAACCUGUAAUAGGCCUGACAUAUACCUCGUGCAUUUCUGUUUGUGAAAAGUAUCUUGGCCGAUCACCCGAAUCGGGUUACACAAGUGGCGGGAUGGUGAAGCUAAGUUGGUUGAAAGAGUUCUUUUCUCGAUGUCCUGUUGAUGCUCCAAUCGAAGUGAUCGAGCAACAUACCCGUGCUUAUCUUCUUUAUCUUGUAGGUAGUACCAUAUUUUCCACAACUACCGGGAAUAAGGUCCCUGUAAUGUAUUUGCCGUUGUUUGAGAAUUUUGUUAGAUGUGGACAAUAUGCAUGGGGCUCGGCGGCUUUGUCAUUCUUGUAUAGAGCACUAGGAAAUGCCUCGCUAAGAACUCAAAGCACCAUUAGUGGCUGUUUAACACUACUGCAGUGUUGGAGUUACUUUCACCUAAACGUUGGACGACCAAAGCUCAAUCUCGACAUGAUGCAUGACCGAUUUCCCUUUGUGCUUAGAUGGAAAGGAAAACAAAGUGGCCCAACUGCAAAUCGCGAUGUUGUAUUUUAUCGGAAAGCUUUGGAUUCCCUAAAACCAUGUGAUGUGGAGUGGCUCCCCUACCGAAACAUGGACAGUAUGGUAAUUCCAGAUCAUAUCAAAAGCACUUUAAUUAUUGGGAGGUCAAAGACAAUGCUAAUAUGCUUUGACAAGGCUGAAAGACAUCUUCCAAAUCGGUGCUUAAGGCAAUAUGGCAUGCUUCAAUCAAUUCCGGAUGAUGUGGAGCGAUGGGAAAGGAAGAGUAGAGGAGUUGACGGUGGGGUUGAUUUGUCCGGAAAAAUGGAAUCAGAGCUUACUGAGUGGAUGGACCGUCAGCUGCACAUUGUCGACGGGGAUGAGGGCGUUGAUGAAAGCGAGUACAUGGAUUGGUAUAUGAGGAUUACCCGCAAGUUCAUAGGGAGGCCUAUUUCUCUGUCAUCCGAGUUUCAGAGAACGAAAAUAAACAAAUCCUUGCAGAAUGCUGGUCUUAGGGAUAUUGCACACAUAGCCGAUACUUUUUCAACCAAAGGGUUAGACCCGCAACAAAUCGAAUCAAUAUCUCGGAUAAGAUAUAUUGCACAUGAAUGUUUGAGAGACCAAAUCAGUGGUCCAACAAUAGUAACGGCCACACCUCAAGCUGAACAUGGAAAAAGAGUAAGGGGAAAGGAGAGGGUCAGAAGAAAAGGUGGGGCAGGUAAACGACUGCGGAAGGAUGGUGUGAUUCAAUAUAACGUCGCGAGUGAGGACGAACAACCUCAAUUCUAUGGCACUACUAUUGAGGUUAACCAAUUGCAUCUAAGUCACAUGGAUAGAGAGAUGGAGCAUCAUGCACAAUUAUGUACUGUGGAAAAUGCAGUAAGUUCUGUCCAUAUGCUUCAUGCUGAUGCCGAGAAUAUGCACCUCUGCGACACACACCUUGGGGUUGAUCAAUCUGAGCUAGGCUACAAUGAUGAUGAAAAAGACGAUUUUAACCAUGAUGAUCUAAAGCAAGAAGCUGACGAGGAAAUAAAAGAAGUCUUUAACCAUAUGACUUCUGAGCAAAAUAUUGAGGAGCUGCAUGCAGGGAAUGAGAUUGAUCAAGAUUUACGACCGUGUGAUCAUAUUGUUAUCGAUGAUUCACAGUUUUGUGACGUAAGUCACGAGAUCAACAACACAAAAAACUUUUCAGAUGACGCGGGUGAAAUCAAUCACACGCAUUUUGUUGAUCCGGAUGAAGUUGAUCCACAAGAAUUCAAUCCAAGUGAAGAUUUUGUUAAUUCUCAACUUUCUCAUGUUAAUGAUGAAAGUGAACUACCAUCAUCUGCUAUGGCAACAAUAGAAGUGUCUCAACAUUCUUCAAUUGAACCUCAUGGUGAUAUUUCCCAGAAAGGCGAUUGUAGCGUUGCUGUAUAG
Molecule: messenger RNA, 2247 nt
Organism: Vicia faba (fava bean)
Lineage: Eukaryota; Viridiplantae; Streptophyta; Magnoliopsida; Fabales; Fabaceae
Source: the annotation of a GenBank genome assembly